AUGCUCAUGAUUGCACAUUCAAUACAGUUGCAGAAAUUAAAAAGACACAGGCAAGUGAACAAACCAGAAGAUUUGUUUGCCACUUUACCUGUAAUGAAAGAGGUGAAAAUUGAUUACAUCAACAUUAAAGAAGAACAUCAAAAGAAUGAGAAAGUAAAGGAACAGAUUUUUCCUGAAGAUAAGAAGAAAAGGACACGAAAAUUGUCACAUGACUGCGAUGUCUGUAAAAAGUCAUUCUCGCAAAAGGGCAGAUUGAAUAAACACAAAUGUGUUCCUACAAUAGAAAAGCCAUUUUACUGUGGCAUUUGUGGUAAAUCAUUCUCUAACCAAAACGAUUUCAAUUCUCACAAAUGUGUUCAUACAAGGAAGAAGCGAUUUUGCUGUGACAUUUGUGGUAAAUCAUUCUCUGCAAGUGGAAGUUUUGAAGAAACAAACUUGAGGGACGCACAGUUGUGUAGGGAUGCCCAAAUUCCGGUAUGCUCGACUUUGCCUCUCAUCGUUUAA
This is a messenger RNA of Octopus bimaculoides (California two-spot octopus), 504 nucleotides long. RefSeq names its product zinc finger protein 728-like. Lineage: Eukaryota; Metazoa; Mollusca; Cephalopoda; Octopoda; Octopodidae. The record is from RefSeq and is a predicted model, not a curated record.